UCUGUAAAUCUAAUCCAAUUGCAUAUUCUGAAUCUAAAAGGGUUUCCUUGAAAAUAUGAAUGCUGUUGUUUUCCAUUCUCCCACAGUCUUCAAUCCUCCCUCUGGUUUUUCUUUCAGCAAGCACCUCAAUCUCGGAAAACCCAUUUACUCUCUCAGAGAUGGACCAAUAGCUUUUGCUUCACAAAAGGAUAAGAUUCAAUUAAGUGUUUCAAACACCAAAUCUAAUGGAAGUAGAAGCGGCAGACCACCCCGGAAAAGUUCUGCAUCAAGAAGAUCAAAAGAUGAUGAGAGUGAAAAAUCUCAAUCCUUUGAUAGCAAACUUCCCAUGUCCCCAAAACAAGAAGAGAUAAUUUCCCUAUUCAGAAGGAUACAGUCUUCAAUCUCAAAGGGAGAGAACCAAAGGACUAAGAGUACCAAGCCGAGUAAUCCCAACUCGUCUCCAACUGAAUCAAUUUUGGAAAUUCUUCAUCAAUCAAAGAAGCCGAUAAAAGAUGGAACUGGAAGAAGAGGAGAUAAGGCAUUGACUCGGAAGCGUGGGGUGAAGAAGGAUGAUAAGAUACAAGAUGAUACACAACUGCCAGUGGCAAACUUCAACUUAACUCGUCCGCCCUCUAAUUUUGUUAAGAGAUCUCCAAUACCAUCUCCAUCAAUCCCAAGAGGAAAUGCUAUUGAGACUACAGACAAUAACAAGAUGUUGAUGUUGCCAAAAAUAGAGGAAAUGAAACUUUCGGAGUUGAAGGAACUAGCAAAGUCAAGAGGACUUAAAGGUUACUCUAAGUUGAAGAAGGGUGAGCUUUUGGAAUUGUUAAGAUCCUAAAAGCCACAAGAAAAAUAAAAGAACAUAAACAAACUAGCAGCUGGAAGUUAAUGGGUUGCAGAAGCAACAAAGUGGUGUUUGAAUUAUUAUUCUUUUUUUUAACCUUUUCAUUGGAUUGCAUCUCCAUUUUUGUUACAGAUGUUGUCUUGUUUCCACUUUGUUUCUUGAUUUCAGUUCCAUUGAAUUCCUUUUUGGAUCCUUUGUGUUAGGUGGUAUUGG
Messenger RNA from Manihot esculenta (cassava), 1036 nucleotides. RefSeq names its product SAP-like protein BP-73. Lineage: Eukaryota; Viridiplantae; Streptophyta; Magnoliopsida; Malpighiales; Euphorbiaceae. The record is from RefSeq and is a predicted model, not a curated record. The transcript has 3 exons. Gene Ontology annotation, biological process: DNA-templated transcription termination. The coding region runs from base 56 to 817 and encodes 253 amino acids.